AUUGUUGUAGGUCGGACUAACUCAGCCUACUGAUAGCUCUCAAAAACGCUCCGGCGGGGAGAAACGAGCGGCCGCGGCUUGUUUUGCAUGUUUGUAAGAGAGAUUAAGAAGUUCACUGAAGAUCACUUAGGCCUCUCCCAGUGGGACGACUUGAGAGGGGAGGACAUCCUUGUGAACACUACCUCGGGUGAGGUAACUCAGCUGUUUGGUGUGUGCCCGUGCCCGGCUCCACCUACAGCCCCGCCCACAGCCCAGCCUGUUCUCUCAGGGGCCAGUAUGCGCAGCUCUGAGGAUGGUGUUUCGGGCACUGUGCUUCAGCGGCUGAUGCAGGAACACUUGCGCUACGGAACUGGCAGUACAGGAGGAGGUACAGAGCAUGAUGGAGUCAGCCUUCCUCACAUGCUGUCGCCGAACAACCCAGUCUCCACAGAGAGCCUUCUUUUUGAAGAGGAGGGGCCAGCGGCUCCGCUAUACCACUCAAUCCCACCACAGACGCAGCCGAGACAGGAGCCUCAGGGGCAGGAGCACCAAGUCGACAGCAGCUCCAUGGAGAAGAGUGGAGGAGGGGCCCAAAGCACUGGGGGAAGCGUCCAGGCUGCCCACACUGUGCCCGGGCUGGGUGACCUGGAGCUCCCCUCCUACGAGGAGGCUAAGAGCCAGUCUCAGCUAUUCAGAGGCCAGCAGAGCCAGAAUGAUCAGCAAUCUCAUAACCUGGGUCACACACACACUAGUCUCCAGACCCUGGGCCACACCAUUCAGGCUCUCCCCAGCAAUCCUCAUCCAAGCCAGAAUCUCCAAACCCAGGUCAAUCUUAAGAUGAGUCAGCAGAACCUCGUCCACCCAAAUCUGCAGCAGGGGGCGCAAGUGUCCUUUGGUCCCAGCAGCACCAGCUCCUGCCCUCCCUCUCUCUCCUCUGCACCCUCUCUUGCCUCCCCUCCUUCUCUCUCAUCCUCCAGUGUUCCGGUGACGGCUCGCGUGGAGGGCAGGGCAUGGCUCCAGCGGGGGUGUGUGGGGAUCGCCCCGCCCCGCGAUGAGGGCCUGGCGGAGCUCAAGCAGGGUCAUGUUCGCUCCCUCAGUGAGCGCAUCAUGCAGCUCAGUCUGGAGCGCAACGGAGCCAAGCAGAGCAGGGAACUGUCCUCUACAAAUCUCAGCGAGUACUCCCCUCACGGACCAGACAGACCAGCCAUCUCUCCUUCGUCAACAAGGAAAAGCAGCAAAGCGACUCCACCACCAAUUCCUCCCCCCCCAAAAGCUUUUGUGGACCAUCGUGGACCGCCACCUGAGUACCCUUUUAAGCUUAAAACUCAGACAAUGUACCCAACCAGCCCUAGCCCACUAUCCGCAGAACAUACCCAGGUCUCAGGUGAAGGUUUGCUGCCUAGUGUACCACACCAGAACAGUCCCUUGCCCUCCCAGACAUCUGGUCUAAUCCCCUCUCAAGUACCUGUACCCCCAUACCAGUCAGCACCUUCACUUCAGUCCCUAGCUAUUCCUCAGGCCCAGGCUGGACCUGGGGCUCAGGGGCCACCUUUGCGCAUGGCCCCGCAGGGACAGCACGUGCCUGGAGACAUGUUUGCAAUGGCCAGCCAUGCUCAGCAGAUGCUGGAAGUCCUCAGUGAGGAGAACCAGAGACUCCGGCAAGAGCUCCUCAGCCAGUCUGAAAAAUCCAGCAAUCUGCAACGGUUGGAGUCAGAAGUGGGCCACCUUUCGGAUGCAUAUGAGAGUCUGGUGAAAAGCUCAUCCAAGCGGGAGACACUAGACAAAACCAUGAGGAUGAAGCUUGAGGGGGAGAUCAGACGUUUGCACGACUUCAAUCGGGACUUGAGAGACCGCUUGGAUACAGCCAAUCGACAGCUGGCAAACCAGGAGAUAGGUGGACAAGAGGACGGACGUCUGUACCUGAGCGAGAGAAGGGAAAGCCUACGGGAGAUGGAGAGGCUGGAGAUGGAGGCAGCCACUGUUCGCUCAGCCAAUGAGGAUCAGCGACGCCACAUUGAGAUUAUGGAGCAGGCUCUAAAUAAUGCCCAGACUAAAGUAGUCAGACUGGAAGAGGAGCUGGGGAAAAAACAGGUGUACGUGGAGCGGGUGGAGCGGCUACAGCAGGCGUUGGGCCAGCUCCAGGCUGCCUGCGAGAAGCGCGAACAGCUCGAGAAACGCCUGCGCACACGGCUGGAGAGAGAGCUGGAAACCCUACGCUCGCAACAGCGUGCUGGUGUAGGUGUCGGCCUCCCAAUGUGUGAGUCCAGUGCCCCAGCCCUGCUUGACCUGCUGAGAGAAAGGGAGGAGAGGAUUCUGGGACUGGAGGCAGAUAUGAUGCGGUGGGAACAGAAGUACUUGGAGGAGAGCGCCAUGAGACAGUUCGCCAUGGAGGCCGCUGCGACAGCUGCAGCACAGAGGGACACUACCAUUAUCCAGCAUUCUCGCAGUGGCAGUUAUAGUGACGGAUGUCUGUGGCAACAUGACGGAGAAGAUAAAACACACAGCCGUCACUGUCAGGACAUAGAGACCAGGAUGAAGGACCUCCAUGCUCAGCUGUUGGAGAAAAAGGCUAUGAUCAAAGUCAUGGAGCAUCGUUCACGCCGAGACUCCACUCCACUUCGCCCUGCCCGCUCUGUACCUUCUAUCUCUAUAGCAACAGGGAUGCACUCCCGCCAGACCUCGCAGACAGAGUGCAGAGAGAUGCCCAGCUGGAAAGGCAGCACUUACGUGCUGCUAGGGAAAGAGAGUGUCGAACACCUUCCUGCUUCUCUCCCCUCAUUCUCGGCUUCGCUCUCCUCCCUCGCUCCCUCUCUCACCUCCUCCCUCGCUCCCUCUCUCGCCUCCUCCCUCGCUCCCUCUCUCGCCUCCUCCCUCGCUCCCUCCUUUCCUCCCCUGUCUGCCUCCUCUCUCCCUCUUCCAUCGCCAAUGACCUCUUCCUCCUCCUCUGCCUCCCUUCUCCCUUUCUCCUCUGCCACCCUGCCCCUACCCUCCAUGCUCCACCCCUCUCCUCUGCCACUCCCUGACACAUUCUCCUCCCUGCCCUCCACACCUCUUCUGUCCCUGCAUUCUAAAUCAUCCGGCAGAGACAGCAGCACCCAGACGGGGCGGAGUCCCGAGGCGGUCAGAGCCAUGCCACCCACAGGACGAGCAAAAACAGGGAAGACAGACUCUCCACCCACUCAGACCAAGUCUCCAGACAGUCGAGCUCUAACAAGUGCAGGCCAGAAGAUCAGACUGCCUGACUCUGACCUGGUGGAGAUUCUGAUCUGAUGCUGCACCACCUGUAAUGUAAUCUAAUGAUAGAGUGAAAGUGAGAGAGAGAGCGAGAGAGAGAGAGAGAGAGAGAGAGAGAGAGAGAGAGAGAGAGGUAAAAGAAGCAGACAUGAAGCAUUAAUAAUGACAACAAGAGGGGACAAAAGAGUGAAAGGUGCACAGAGAUACUCAGGCAGACAGACAGAGUAUAUGAAAGGAGCAAGAGUGUAUUUAAUGCGAGUAAUGAAAGCAUUUUACCUUGAUGAGCAACAGUGCCAAUGUCAGUCUGACACAGUUCAGUGUAGUUAAUAAUGGGACAGCCUCAGGUGUAGUCCCUCUUGAGUACCUUUGCUCUGUUCUUCCACAGUUCUGUCAGCCUCUGACAUGCUUUUAACUGAUUUCAGUAAAUUAUUUUGAUGACAGUAUGUCAUUAGUGUUGGCUGGCCAAUGACGGCCAAUAUUUCAGGCUAGUUUGAAUGUGGCCCGACAACGAGAGGUUGCCGUAUGACGCAGUGUGGGUUUGUGUGGGUUUGUGUGUCUGCACUUGUGCUUAGCCUAACUGGGGAAAUAGCCUGCCAGUAUGGCUUAAGAUGUCAUAUUACUGUAUUAGCUAUACAGUGUCAUAAUUUAUAUAGGUUGUGCCUAUUGCCUUAUUUGGCAAAAAUGCUUUUAACGGGUACCAUUGCUCUUAUAAAAAUAAAUUUGCAUACCACAUAUUUUUAAUCAUUGGGUUAUGAUUGUGGUAAAUGAAAGAGGAUAUUUAUUGUCCCCUCAUCUUUGUUUGUAUUAUCAAGCUUUGUUUGGGUGUUUAAUUUGCUGCUUUUUGUUAGACCAUUCCACCCAUUAGUGCUUUAGGACCUUCAGGUUAGAUCUAUACAGUGGACGUAUAUACACAUGUUGUGCAGCCUUUGUUUUCCUUAAAAAAUUGAUGUGGUGUCCAGUUGUCUGAUUAAAUAUUGCAGUAAA
Molecule: messenger RNA, 4197 nt
Organism: Electrophorus electricus (electric eel)
Lineage: Eukaryota; Metazoa; Chordata; Actinopteri; Gymnotiformes; Gymnotidae
Source: RefSeq, a predicted model, not a curated record